Hydractinia symbiolongicarpus is the source of this 1723-nucleotide messenger RNA. RefSeq lists its product as uncharacterized. Bases 76 to 1413 code for a protein of 445 amino acids. The transcript has 6 exons. NCBI's taxonomy places the organism in Eukaryota, Metazoa, Cnidaria, Hydrozoa, Anthoathecata, Hydractiniidae. The record is from RefSeq and is a predicted model, not a curated record.
AGUAAACGCAACUGAACUUUGACAUUAUCAAAUGUUAGCAAGUGGAGUAUACAACAUUAUAUUUACUUUUACAAGAUGACAGCUUUGAAGAAGUACCUUUAUAUCUGUUUAACACAUUCGGUAAUGUUGAAGACAGUGAUAUGUGGUACAGUUGAAGCUGUCAAAACUAAUUUAGAAGUUCCAGUUAAUCAAAUUGCUCAAUUGCAAUGGAGAGUUGCCCCUGAUGCUGGAGAACAAGUAUUUGGAGUAGAGGUGUUUGUUCUUGGAUCAACCAAUGUUCAAAUAAUCAAAUUAACAUCAACCCUCACAAUUGUUGGUAAAAAAAGGUUUGGUAAUCGAUUAUCUGGAAGCUUGACAAAUGGUAUAUAUACACUAUCUAUCAAGAAAAUCCAGUUCAAUGAAAAAAAGUCUUUUAAUUUGAAAGUUGUAUUCUACAAGGCACCAGAAUAUUAUCCAAAAAAUUCAACAGUGAUUAUAAAAGAAGUUUUAGGUGGCCCUGAAGCUUGUGGUACUUUACUAAAUACAAGUUAUGCUAUAAACGAGGGUAAACAGUUAUCUGUUACCACCGAAGUUAGUGGAAAUCCAAAACCUGUUUUAACUUGGAAAUUACAAAAAGAAUUAGAGUAUUCAUACUCUACCGAAGUUGCGCCAGUGAAUAUCUCAAUCAUGCGGUACAGAUAUGUUUAUAAAACUCGACGUCUCGUGACACGUGAAGAUUGUGGAACAAAGCUAGUUUUCAAUGCGUCUGGUGCGAAUGGAAUGAUCAAGGGAGAGACACUAAUAGACGUAACAUUUUCGCCUCGAAAAAUCCACAAUGCAAUAUUUUACAAAGAUAAUGAUUGUAUAAAUGGUAUAUGGACACGUGAAGCAACUGGCAAUUGUGCGCUUAACUAUCAUUUACAAUUUGAAGGAGGAAAAUAUAUUUUUAAUACAACUCAUACAUACUACGUUGUGUGUAAUGUAUUAAAUGCUUCAUAUGUAUUUAUUUGGGCGUCAUACAAAAACAAGUACGGCGAGAAGAUAAAAGUCAGUGCUAGUUUAACAACUCCUGCACCUACAAAUGCUACCGAUCCUUGCACAUGUCCAAAACUGUUGGAAGUGAAAAGAUUGGAUACGAAGAAAUUAGUUUUAGCAAUAGUUAUAGCGCUUGUGGUUACGCAAGUAGCUAAUAUAUGCAUUUAUGGAGUUGUGAAGUACAGAGGUGCUGAAACUAACUGUCAAAAUAAGCAAAGUGCAAAAAACCACGACGAAAACGAAGAUAGACAAGAGUACGAAGUAUUUCCUACAACUGAAUCUCACUAUACAGGUCUUCAAUUGGAAGCAAGAAAAGAAAUUGUUUAUGCCGAUUUGUCACCACCAACAGUCAAUAACUAUUCGGAAAUUGGAACAGAAGAAAAGUCAAAACAAUUUUAGCACACUGUGUUCUUCUGUAGAAGCCAAUUUCCGCGUCUUUUCUAAACAAUUUUGCGUCUUUUUCGUCAACAAAGGCACCGAUUCCUAUCCAAUUUUUUGGAUCUUCGUGAUGCAAGAAGAAAAUAAAUAAGUUAUCAGAAGAGUUAACGUAACUCUAAAAGGAUAUAUGGACGUUUUAUUGUCAUUAUAGCCUAGUUUGACUAUCUUAAAGUUACUGCCACAUUUUCUAUGUAUGGCGUAACCUCAAAUUGAUCUAUUUCAGAUAUUUCGCAAAGCCUUUUUUUCGCGAAUUGACCAUUCUGAGAUUUCU